UAUGAACGCAACUCAUUUUACCAUGUGACUGACAUCAGCUGAUCGGCGGGCGGAACUGGAUAAAAACAUGGUGGUUUUACUGAGCAGGUUACCUGUCACAGACUGUCUAAAACUGUGUCACAGGGUGGUGGAUGGACUGUGCGGACGGGAGCCUCCUCGCAGGGGGGAUUACAGCGCCACCUGGAGCCUGGAGGAGUGGCUGGAGCUGCUCAGCUCCCUGACAGCCUUCUUCCGCCUGGCGGUGGGGAACAACAGCUCAGACGAAGAGGUGCUGGCGGGGCUGGCGGACGUGGGCAGCAGCCAUGCUCAGAUGUUGCUGAGUGUGCUGAGAGCCAGAGAGGAGGAGAUCCGCCACUCUCUGCUGGACAGAACCAACUCCAUCUCCUCUGCUACUCUGCAGGAUUUUGACUGGCAGCUAAAGCUGGCUCUGUCCAGUGAUAAGAUCUCAUCCCUCCACACUCCUCUGCUCGGCCUCAGUCUGGAUGUGAGAGAGAACGGAGCCCUGCGGCCUGUCGCCAUGGAGAUGAACAGAGAGGAGUUAAACACACUCAUCAAUUCACUAGAGGCUGCUAAUAAGGUGGUGCUGCAGCUGAAAUGACAGAAAGAUGGUGGACCUCUGAUCCCAUUAAAGCCCAUGAGCACAGGAGGUCCAGUGAAAGGAUGUCAUGUCAUCACAAACAUCUGAAAGAGCUUCUCUCCCCGCGUCGACACAGUUUAUUCAGACGUAACGAUGAUUAGCGAGUGCUGUCCUUUGUUAUUCAGUGGUGUAUGUGAGCAGUCGAAACACUGUGGUGUUUUUUGCAGCGCACUGUGUUGUGUCAUGAACAUGUUGAAGUAAACGUUUCUUUGCUUUUUGA
This is a messenger RNA of Toxotes jaculatrix (banded archerfish), 857 nucleotides long. RefSeq names its product COMM domain containing 8 (gene commd8). The coding region runs from base 68 to 598 and encodes 176 amino acids. The transcript is spliced from 5 exons. NCBI's taxonomy places the organism in Eukaryota, Metazoa, Chordata, Actinopteri, Toxotidae. The record is from RefSeq and is a predicted model, not a curated record.